This is a messenger RNA of Ilex paraguariensis (yerba mate), 1181 nucleotides long. Lineage: Eukaryota; Viridiplantae; Streptophyta; Magnoliopsida; Aquifoliales; Aquifoliaceae. The record is from the annotation of a GenBank genome assembly.
CAACCUCUUCUUCUUCAAACACCUCUCUCCCCACCUACAUAUCGCACCGCCGUCUUGAUCUCACUACUUUUUGUUCCGUUGCGUUUCGGUAGUGGAUAGCAACUUUCUGUUACUUUUGUUUCUCGGUGAUCACGCCGCCGCAUUGUUGUGUAUCUCAGACCUCGCUGUUUGCAAGCAAGUUGCUUAUUUAUUUGAUAAUAUGUAUGUACCUAUGGCUUUGCGAAGGACUUCUACUGGGUUACUCACAUGGAACGUGGUCCUUUCCAUGGCGGUGGCGCUGAUGCUGGUGUUGCUUGUUGUCAGUGGCAGUGGCACCGGCGUUGGUGAUGUUUUCAAAGGCCACGACCAAUAUGAGGAGCCGGCAAAAGGAAAGACUGAACAAGCUGGGGAGAAAGCUGCAGCGAUGGGAAAGGAGGCUAAAGAGACUUCGGAGUCAUGGACUGAGUGGGCCAAGGAAAAAAUCACUGAAGCAGUUGGGUUGAAGGCUGAUGAAGCUAAAGAGAAAGCAGAGCAGGCUUCUGGUGCGGCCAAGAAGAGCAAAGAAAAGAUUACAGAAACAGCUUCUGGAGCGGGAGACAAGGCUGAAGAUAUGAAGAAUGCAGCCCCAGCCAAAGAAACAGCAUCUCAGAAGGUUGAUGAGGCAAAGGAAAGGGCAUAUGAGGCGGCUGAGGAGGCAAGAGAGAAGGCAUCGCACAAGGCCAAAAGUGCAGGGGAAGAAGGGGAGAAGAAAGAAGACCAAGCAGAGGAGCACCUGAGUUGGGCGAAGGAGAAAGCUAAGGAGGCUUUUGAAGCUGCCAAAAGCAAAGCUGAAGAGACACUCGAGUCUUCCAAGGAGAAGAUUACAUCUAACUACGAGGCUGCAAAGAAAAAAACACAGGAUAUGGAAGAGAAUAUUGCCACAGGAAAUCAAUAUCAUGAUGAGGAACUCUAAUUCAGAUGUGCCAUUGCCAUGCAUAUGAUGACAACAACUACUUUUCCCCCUCCUCUAUCCCCUGAUGACCCCACUUGAGUUUUGUACAAAUGGUUACAUAGUUGUUUCUACAUGUUUUCUCAUCCAUCUCUCUUUUACUUUUUAAGUGCUUCAGCACAGUAUAUUUGCUUGUACCGAGUAUGAACAAGAAUGGUCUGCUUCUUGUUUUCGUAUCAGAAUGACAACAAUAAAUUCCCACAAUGGGAUGCAA